ACGUCAGCAGACGCUGCUGCAGAUACCUGUCCAGGGAUUUUCUCGUCAUUAAAGUCCAUUCCUGGACAAACUGGUCCACGGAUGAUCUGCAUACUGCUGGUAGCCGGGCACGGCGCACUUUUAGAGGCACAGAUUAAGAAUGACGACACGGGUCUCUACAGCCACCUGGCCGGCGUACCGAAGGCGCUGCUGCCUGGCAUCGGGGGGAAGAAGAUCCUGGACUUCUGGUGGGAAGCUGUCAACAUGAGGCAGCUCUUCACCGACGUCUAUCUGGUCACCAAUGCGGACAAGUUCAAACACUACGAGCGCUGGGCUACGGCCAACGGCUUCCCGGUGGAGAACGUGGUGAACGACGGCAGCACCAGGCCGGAGGACCGGCUGGGCGCCCUGGCCGACCUGGAGCUGGUCAUACGGAGCCGGCAGCUGCAGGACGACGUGGUGGUGAUCGCCGGAGACAUGCUGUGUGCAGACCAGAACUUCGACAUCGCUCAGGUCAUUCGCUUCUUCAGGUCAAAGCCCGGAGAGGUGGUGAUCUACUACGAGCUGGAGGAUGGGGAGGAGAGCAGCUCCAGAGGAAUCGUGGAGGCGUGUCCCGACACCCACAGGAUAAGUCGCUUCUUGGAGAAACCUGCGAAGGGCCUGACGGCGUCGCGGCUGGCCAGCGUGGUGUUCUACUGCAUCCGGAGAGAAACGCUGACCUCCAUGUCGGACUUCCUCAGCCUGCAGCCUGACGCCUCAAAUCAGGCCUUCGGACACUUCUGGGAGUGGCUCAUCAACCGCAAGCAGAUGGAUGUGUUUGGAAUGAAGCUUCCAACCGGCUUCCAGCUCAUCGGACAAGUGGGUUUGUCGGACUACACCAAGUGGCUCACGCACUACUCCACCAAGAAGAAGGACAACCUGGCCAAACCCAUCACAUGCCGAUCACAUGCCAGGGUUGGGCUGAUGGGUAAUCCAUCAGACGGCUUCAACGGGAAAACCAUCGCCAUGACCAUCUCUAACUUCUGGGCCGAGGUUACGCUGGUGGAAAGCGAGACUUUGGUUUUGGUCCCCCACCCACUCAAUGACCCCACAGAGUUCGGCGGUCUGCAGGACCUGUUCUGCAUCAGCAGGAAGGAAGGGUAUCUGGGAGGUCUGCGGCUGCUGCAGGCCACCUGCAAGAAGUUCUACCAGUUCUGCUCCAAACAGGGCAUCGCUUUGACCAAGCAGAACUUCACCCUGAAGUACGACACCAACAUUCCUCGGCAGGUGGGCCUCGCUGGAAGCAGCGCCAUCGUCGCAGCCACGCUGAAGUGCCUCAUGAAGUUCUACAACAUCACAGACGGCGAUCUCCCCAAACCGGUGCGGGCCAACUUCAUCCUGAACGUGGAGACGGAGGAGCUGUUCAUCACGGCUGGUCUCCAGGACCGAGUGGUUCAGGUGUACGAGGGCCUGGUCUACAUGGACUUCAGCAAGGAGGUGAUGGAGGAGCAGAGCUACGGGAACUACGUUUCCAUGGACAUGGCGGACCUCCCCCCCUUCUGGCUGGCCUACCUGAGCGACCCCAGCGACUCCGGACGGAUCCACAGCAACAUCCGGCAGCGCUGGAUCAACGGGGAGCCCGUGGUGACGGAGGCCAUGAGGCGUUUUGCCGAGCUCACCGAUCAGGCCAGGACGGCGAUCCAGGAGAGAGACUGGAACCAACUGGCCCAACUGAUGGACCAGAACUUUGACCUGAGGAGGUCCAUCUACACCGACGACUGUCUGGGUCCGGGGAACCUCCGGAUGGUGCAGCUGGCCAGGCAGUUCGGCUCAGCGGUGAAGCUACCUGGCAGCGGGGGGGCCGUGGUGGGGCUGUGUCUGGACCGGGAGAGGCUGGUGGAGAUGAGACGGGCCUUCCAGGAGGCGGGCUGCGUCUUCUGCCUCAUCACUCCCUACGACCCGUCCAGCGGCGGCGCCGGACGCCAGCGCUGACCCCGCUGACCCCGCUUCCUCAGCGGGUGUGGCUGAGGGCGCUCCUGCCCGCCAGAGGUCCCGGAGUCGUCUCCAUGACAACGGGGAUGGAUUUAACCAGAAAUGAUCACGUUCCUCAGGAGGACCACCUUCUCCAGGGGUGGCAGCUCUGACCGUGCAGCUGGACGUCUGCACUUCUGGGUUCAUUUAAGGUGGAAUGAUUCAUCCCCUAAUUUAUCCUCAGCAAUGUGGAAUCAUGUAACGAGUUUAUAUAAAUGUAAUUAACUUAAUAACUGUAGAAUGUUUGUAUCACCAACCUGAUUUUAUACGCAGAUAUUGAGAUUAAAAGCAGUUUCA
Cololabis saira (Pacific saury) is the source of this 2286-nucleotide messenger RNA. It is a transcript of the gene gkup, whose product is annotated as glucuronokinase with putative uridyl pyrophosphorylase. The coding region runs from base 82 to 1950 and encodes 622 amino acids. Gene Ontology annotation, biological process: biosynthetic process. The transcript has 23 exons. NCBI's taxonomy places the organism in Eukaryota, Metazoa, Chordata, Actinopteri, Beloniformes, Belonidae. The record is from RefSeq and is a predicted model, not a curated record. Gene Ontology annotation, molecular function: glucuronokinase activity; ATP binding.